CAAACGAACACCAAAACGAGUUAGCAGAGAAAGACGCGGAAAUAAAGAGCAAAAACAACAAAAUUAAAGAAUUAGAAAAUCAAGUUACUAAUUUGAACCAAAAAUUACCAACUAUUCAACAAGAGAAACAAAAUAAUUUAGACUUAUUUUGCGAAAUCUCAACUAGAAGAAAUUUUUCUUCCGUAAUAAUUAAACAGUUGUCGGUAGAAGAAAAAACCGCAAUUAGUCAAUGA
Messenger RNA from Racocetra persica, 233 nucleotides. The record is from the annotation of a GenBank genome assembly. NCBI's taxonomy places the organism in Eukaryota, Fungi, Glomeromycota, Glomeromycetes, Diversisporales, Gigasporaceae.